AUGUGGUUGUGGGUGAUGGGAUUUAUUGUAGAGAUGGUCAGUGUUUGUGGUGCAGGCCUGUCCUGUGGUCUGCAGGCCAGAUUUGUUUCAGAAAGUCUGUAUAAAGAGGGAGAUGUGAUCAUUGGUGGUCUAUUUCCAGUUCAUGUUGAAGCACCAGAGCCUUAUCAUGCUUUUACUCAAAUAAAGCAUAUUUCUCGCUGCCAGGGUGUUAACCUUCGCUCAUACCGCUGGCUCAAAACUAUGAUCUUCACAGUGGAGGAGAUUAAUCGGGAUCCUGUCCUGCUUCCAAACAUUACUCUGGGGUACCUGGUAGCUGACACUUGCCUAGCUGAGGGCACAACACUGAGUGCUGCUUUAGCUCUGGUAACAGGGCAGGAGGGGACAGUGUCGGGAGCAGAAUGCAGCGGGGCACCAAUGGUGCCUGUCAUUAUUGGUGACGCUCGUUCCUCUGCCUCAAUAGUGGUGGCUGACACGCUCGGAGUGUUUGAUAUCCCCAUGGUGAGUUAUUUUGCAUCCUGUGCUUGUCUCAGUGACAGUCGCAGAUUUCACUCUUUCCUGCGCACUGUUCCCAGUGAUGCUUUCCAGGCCAAGGCCAUGGCCCGUCUGCUGCACCUGCUGGACUGGACCUGGGUGGGGGUGGUCGCAGGAGAUGAUGAAUAUGGUAAAAGUGGCGUGCAGCUUCUCUUGAAAGAACUGGAAAAUACACAAAUCUGUGUGGACUACCUGGAAUUCAUUCCAAAAUCACACUCACAAAGCAGGAUCAGGCGAACUGUGGAGAGGAUCCAGAGUUCCACAGCUCGUGUUGUGGUAACAUUUGCCAUUGCCCCUGAUAUAGGUGUCCUGUUAAAGGAAGUGGUGGUGCAGAAUGUGACCAACAGGCAGUGGAUAGCCACAGAGGCCUGGAGCACCUCUAUUCUGUUCUUUGACCCAGCAAGCAGUUCUCUCCUAGCCGGUACCAUUGGCUUUGCUAUGCGUCGGGCUGAUAUUCAGGGUCUUGGUGCUUUUCUUGCCCAGCUGAGCCCUGCGAAGCAGCCAAAUGAACCGUUUGUAAAAGAUGUUUGGAAAGAACUUUUUGGGUGCUCGCUGGCACAAGACUGGCAGCCUUCAUCUAAAACUCCAAAGUGCACAGGCUCAGAGAAUGUGGAGAAACAUGGCCGCAUCUACACAGAUGUUUCACAGCUGAGAGUCACUUACAAUGUGUAUAAGGCUGUGUAUGCUAUUGCCAAUGCUAUUCACAACAUGAUGGCCUGUCAGCCUGGUAGAGGGCCGUUUGAAAAUGGAGAAUGUCCUGAUGUGACCCAAAUAAAUCCCAGACAGCUUCUGCACUACUUAAAUGCAGUAAACUUCACAACACCAGUGGGUGAGCUGGUUUAUUUUGAAGGUAACCGUGAGCCAUCUGCCUCUUAUGACAUUAUGAACUGGCAUGUAGAUGAAAGCGGAGCAGUGAAUUUCGUCCAGGUUGGACAAUUUGAUGCAGCCAAAGGUCCAGGCCAGGAGUUGAACAUAAACCUUGAGAAAGUGGUUUGGGGAGGGGGCUGGGCUGACAAGGUUCCUGUAUCUGUGUGCAGUGCAAGCUGCCUUCCAGGCACUAGAAAGGCUGCACAAAAAGGAAAACCUGUCUGCUGUUUUGACUGCCUAUCUUGUGCAGCAGGGGAAGUCAGUAACAUGACAGACUCUACAGAGUGUGUGAGAUGUCCUGAGAGGUUCUGGUCAAACAUUGAAAGAACAAGGUGCAUCCCAAAGGUUGUGGAGUUUCUGUCUUUGCAAGAUACAAUGGGAAUUGUCCUGACAGUCUUAUCCGUCACUGGGGCGACACUAACCACAACUGUUCUGGCAGCCUUUUUCCAUUAUCGUGACACACCCCUUGUACGGGCCAACAACUCAGAGCUGAGCUUCCUACUAUUGGUGUCACUCACCCUCUGCUUCUUGUGUGCGCUGGUUUUUAUUGGCCGCCCUGCGCCGUGGAACUGCAUGCUACGUCACACCGUGUUUGGAGUGAGCUUUGUGAUCUGCAUCGCUUGCGUCCUCAGUAAAACUGUGGUGGUGCUGGUGGCUUUUCAGGCCACUCUGCCUGGAUCAAAUCUGAUGCAGUACUUUGGGCCCAUCCAGCAGAGGGCAGGCAUCUUCCUUUGCACACUGGUUCAGGUUGUGAUAUGUUUACUGUGGCUGCUGCUGGCUCCUCCUCUGCCCACAGAGAAUGCAGGAGGUGAGCUUGGUGCUCGAGUGAUCCUGCAGUGCACGGUGGGAUCUGUUGUGGGGUUUGUACUAGUGCUGGGCUACAUCGGUCUGUUAGCAGUGGUCUGCUUCCUGCUGGCCUUCUUUGCGCGAAAGCUUCCAGACAAUUUCAAUGAGGCAAAAUUCAUUACUUUCAGCAUGUUGAUCUUCUGUGCUGUGUGGAUUGCAUUUGUGCCAGCGUAUGUCAGCUCACCGGGGAAGUACACGGUAGCUGUGGAGAUUUUUGCUAUUUUGGCUUCCAGUUAUGGCCUGUUGCUGUGUAUAUUCACCCCAAAAUGUUAUAUAAUUCUGCUUAAACCUGAGAAAAAUACAAAAAAGAACAUGAUGGGUAGGGUUAUUUCUGUUGUACAGUACGUGCUGAAUUAA
Messenger RNA from Sinocyclocheilus grahami, 2601 nucleotides. Its product is annotated as extracellular calcium-sensing receptor-like. Gene Ontology annotation, molecular function: G protein-coupled receptor activity. Bases 1 to 2601 code for a protein of 866 amino acids. The record is from RefSeq and is a predicted model, not a curated record. The transcript is spliced from 7 exons. NCBI's taxonomy places the organism in Eukaryota, Metazoa, Chordata, Actinopteri, Cypriniformes, Cyprinidae. Gene Ontology annotation, cellular component: plasma membrane. Gene Ontology annotation, biological process: G protein-coupled receptor signaling pathway.